Molecule: messenger RNA, 1410 nt
Organism: Symbiodinium necroappetens
Lineage: Eukaryota; Dinophyceae; Suessiales; Symbiodiniaceae
Source: the annotation of a GenBank genome assembly
AUGGCGGAGGAAGGCGAAGAGGAGUCGGAAGACGACUAUGUGACGGUGAGCGUGCGAUCUCUGGGGGGAGCUAUCACUUGCUUCCGUGUGCCGCGUGCCACCACCGCGCGGGCGUUGAAGAUACGUCUGGCACGGAGUUGCGGGUCUCCGCCCUAUGCGCAACGGCUGCUUCAAUGUCAAGGGGAGAGGAUUCUCGAAGACGACGCCUCCGUGGAGUCGGUUGUGACGAAUACGUCUACGUUGGAAUUGUUGCUUGUUUGCACACCGUGCGAACUUGAAGCUGGAACACACUUAAUCGACAGCGCCAGGUUCGGGAAUUUGCCAAGCCUUCGAGAAGCAUUACGCCGGCCAGCACCCCCAGACUUCGCCAGGUCCAGUGAUGGUCUCACGGCUCUUCUGGCAGCAUCGUUUCAUGGCCACCUCGACAUGGUUGUUGAACUGCUUGCAGCUGGUGCUUCAAAGGAGAAGCCCAUGAAGAAUGGGGCAACACCGCUGCACUUGGCUUCACAGAGUGGCCAUCUGGCAGUCGUGAGGUGCCUUCUGACCGCUCGAGCUGAACCCAACGCUGAGGCGGAGGAUGGGCGGCGGCCCCUGCACAUCGCUUGCCAGAAGAAUCACGUGGAGGUUAUCCGGGCCUUGUGCGAUGGCGAUGCCGAUCCCAAUGCGCCUGGCCCACAUGCCAUGUCUCCGGCCUUCCCUGCGUGCCAGCGAGGCUAUCUUGAUGCAUUGAAGGCUUUGUGCGAGGCCGGCGCGAACGCAGAGGCCAUGGACAAGAGCGGCACCAGGCUGAUUGAUGUUGCCAUUCAAGAAGGGUACCUGCCGCUCGUGCAAAGACUCCAUGCCGCUGGAGCCAGCAUCGCCGAACCCAACCGCAACGGCAGGACGCCGCUUCACGUAGCCGCCUACUGUGGCGACUUGCUCAUUGUUCGGUGGCUGGCUCAAGAAGGAGUGCUGAUCGACAGCAGGGAUCGCCAAAGUUACACUCCUCUACACUUGGCAGCGCGAUUCGGAUACGAGGUUGUCGCACGCGAGCUCUUCGAGCUGCGCGCCGACCUAGAGGCUACAAGUAGCAGCGGCAGUCGGCCGCUGCAUAUGGCUGCCCUCUUUGACCAAGAGGAAGUGGCGCGAUUCCUGUGCGAGCAGCACGUCGACAUGAAUGUCCUCGCCUACCCGGGGCUCUCGCCAUUGCACUUGGCCGCCGCCAGAGGAAACCUAGAAGUGGUGAAAGUUUUGUGCGACUUCGGCGCCAACCUGGCCAGACGGGACAUCUUCGGUGCGAUGCCGGUCAGCACGGCAGUCCGCUAUGGCCGCGAUGCGAUUGUGCAGUGCAUGCUCGACGCAGCGGGCUGCGAAGACUGUGAGUCUACCCCAGGCCAUGUGGAGUUUGCUCCCUUCUCCUUGCAAGAGUGA